GAGAGAGAGGGCAAGCCCAUUGCACCGAGAGUGAGAGAGAGAGAGACCAGCGCGCCUACAGACAGAUCACCAGUCAGUUAGUUGCAGCAACCUUGUAACGGACAACUCUUCCCCCAGUCGGCCCAGAACAUUUAGCCAGAGAAGCGGCCAGCAUGGAGAACUUGUACGAGACCGUAGCGGAGGGGAGCGUGUAUGAGCGGCCCGACAGUCCUGCCGAGGCCAAGUAUGAGAACCAAGGAGCUAUCUAUGAAACUCCCAGUGAGGUGGAAGAGGCGUUGCACAGAGAGGAGCAGGUGUACUCAUCCCCGAGAGGGAAGCGAUCUUCCCCAGACUACAUGGACACCAGAGACGCGCCGGAACAGGCAGCAGAGAAAGAUUGUUCUUCUUCAGCCUCCUCGUACGGCAACAACGAGGACGAUAAGUGCAUGGUAGAGGAGAUUAAAUUAGCAGCAGAGGUUGAGGCUGUCCUCGAGGUUAACGGUGAUGGAGCUGGCUCGAGACGGUCAUCGUCAUCAUCAUCCUCCUCUUCUUCCUCCAAGCACGAGGGCAACCUGCAGGACAGGCUGGUGGAUGCCUACAGCCACAGUGAGAAGAGUCUGAGCGACAAGGAGGAGGAAGAACCGGUGGACUACAGUCUGAAGACCAUCGAGACUCUAGAAGCCAUUACUCUGAACGAGGACAGUGCCACUCCUGAUGACCCCAAUGCACCCGAAAUCUCCCUGUUUGUCAAGGCGGGUAGUGAUGGAGAGAGUAUCGGGAACUGUCCGUUCUCCCAGCGUCUCUUCAUGAUCCUGUGGCUGAAGGGAGUGGUCUUCAAUGUAACCACCGUCGACCUCAAGAGGAAGCCAGCUGACCUUCAUAACCUAGCCCCAGGGACCCAUCCUCCCUUCUUGACAUUUAAUGGAGAGGUGAAGACAGACAUCAACAAGAUAGAAGAGUUCCUGGAGGAUGUACUGGCUCCACCCAAGUACCCUAAGUUGGCAGCCAAGCAGAGAGAGUCCAACACAGCUGGAAACAACAUCUUUGCCAAGUUCUCAGCGUACAUCAAGAACACCAAGCCUGAAGCUAAUGGAGUCCUGGAGAAGGGUCUGCUGAAGGCACUGAAGAAGUUAGAUGACUACCUGGCUGGUCCCCUCCCGGAGGAGAUCGAUGCAGACAGCAUGGAGGAGGAGAGGGGGUCCACCAGACGCUUCCUGGAUGGAGAUGACCUCACCCUGGCUGACUGCAACCUACUGCCCAAACUACACAUUGUCAAGGUGGUUGCUAAGAAGUAUCGUAACUAUGAGAUUCCGUCUGAGCUGGGUGGGGUGUGGCGCUAUCUGAAGAAUGCCUACACACGAGACGAGUUCACCAACACCUGCGCUGCCGACAACGAGAUAGAGAUGGCUUACCUGGAUGUGGCCAAGAGACUGGAGAAGUGACCUUUAACCCCUAACCUCUAACCUACAACAAUGAUUUUUAACCCCUUGACACCUAAUCCCUGACCUCUAACCCCCAAUCUCUAACCCCUGUCCUCUAACCUACAAGCCUGAUUUUUAACCCCGUGAAACCUAACCCCUGACCUCUAACCCCUGAACUCUAAUCCCUGACAUCUAACCCCUGAACUCUAACCCCUGACCUCUAACCCCCGACCUCUAACCCCCGACCUCUAACCCUUGAUCUCUAACCCCUGACCUCUAAUCCCUGACCUCUAACCCCUGUCCUCUAACCCCCGACCUCUAACCCCUGAUCUCUAACCCCUGACCUCUAAUCCCUGACCUCUAACCCCUGUCCUCUAACCCCUGAGCUCUAACCCCUGUCCUCUAACCUACAAGCGUGACUUUUAACCCCGUGACUCCUAAUCCCAACCCAUAUCAGCAGUUAUCAUGAAGCAAGUCCACAGUGACCAGCUGGUUGUAUUUAUUCAUAAUUUCCCUACUACUACUACUACUGAUUAUAAUAAUAUAUUGAUUGAUGUAUUGAUCUGUAAUCGAUAAUACACUGCGUUGAAAGGUCCAUUACAAUCACGAGCUUCACUUGGUUGAUUUUCAUAUCGUUUUGCUGUAGUCUCUCUAUUUGAGACAGAUCUUAUGUUGAGAAGUUGAUUUGAUAAUUUGUUAACAAAUUUGAAUGUAUUUUAAAAACUUUUGAACAAACAAGGAGAAAUGGCGUUGUGUAUUAAGAGGACAUUACUAUGGGUGUAUUCCAGGGCGCUAUAGUGCACUAGACCAGCACCAUAGGGAACAGGGUGACUAUAGGGAACAGGGUGACUAUAGGGAACAGGGUUACUAUAGGGAACAGGGUGACUAUAGGGAACAGGGUUACUAUAGGGAACAGGGUGACUAUAGGGAACAGGGUGACUAUAGGGAACAGGGUUACUAUAGGGAACAGGGUGACUAUAGGGAACAGGGUUACUAUAGGGAACAGGGUGACUAUAGGGAACAGGGUGACUAUAGGGAACAGGGUUACUAUAGGGAACAGGGUUACUAUAGGGAACAGGGUGACUAUAGGGAACAGGGUGACUAUAGGGAACAGGGUUACUAUAGGGAACAGGGUGACUAUAGGGAACAGGGUUACUAUAGGGAACAGGGUGACUAUAGGGAAGCACUUUAUACUGUGUGUGGCCUCUGAUAGAAGCCUGGAACAAAGCUCUCUUCUGGUUGAUUCUCCUGAACAAACCUGUUGCUACAUUGUUGCUAUAGUUUAACUUUGAUUGUGCAUCGGAACCAGUUCUAGAAUGGAUCUCAUCCAGUUCUAGAAUGGAUCUCAUCCUGAACCAUGUGCCUAUUUGGAAAUGUCCAAAUUCCAAGCCAAUUAAAAAUGGAUUGAUUUAACAUGAUAAUAACAUUCUUUAUUCAAUGAAAUCCUAAACGUUUGUCUACCAGGUGUUUAGAAUAUUUAAACUUUAGCUAUCAGUUGUUAAAACGUGUCUGUCGUGUUGGUUUAAUAUGGAGUUAAAAGAGAUUACUUUACAUUCAGAGAAUAUUUAUUUAGAGUCCAUUCAGGCCUGGGCGAUGACAAUGUACCAGAUCCACCCUAGAGUGGUUAGAGUCUGGCAGGCGUCUGUAAUGUAGUCAGCCUGAAACGCAGACACAAUUUCCACGCAGCGAGUUCAGAUUCUAAAACUUUAUUGUCCAUUCAGGGUAAAACAGUCAUCAGUCUCUGUCUCAUGGUCUUUGGCUGACUUCCUGUCUAUAACCUGUGUACUUCCUGUUCUGACCCAUAGUGUUCUGGUGUGGUUUGGAUGGUCAUGUGAUCUGAAAUAAGAACCAUGUUUAGAGUGGACCGCUAGGAAAUAAAAUCAUAUUUUCACAGAUA
Molecule: messenger RNA, 3297 nt
Organism: Oncorhynchus nerka (sockeye salmon)
Lineage: Eukaryota; Metazoa; Chordata; Actinopteri; Salmoniformes; Salmonidae
Product: chloride intracellular channel protein 5-like
Exons: 6
Coding region: 153-1421 (422 amino acids)
Source: RefSeq, a predicted model, not a curated record